AAUCGCUUAAGUUCAUCGUCCACUGCCUAACCCUAGACCUGGAAGAUCGCGACAAUGGAAGAAGAAAUCAAGUCAGAAUUCACCAGGAACGGGUUUAGAUUCGACAACGAGGAAGAAAUUCUUCAGAAAUGCCUGACAUUUUGCAUACAGUACAAGCUGAGUGCUUCGGAUCUGGUCUCCAGUUGGGAAGCUUAUUCUCUCACUAGAGGCCUGGAGUCCACUGUGGGAAGCUCACAUAUGGGUGUAUUUUUAGAGCACCUACAGAAUGAGCAGAAAGAAAAGCUAAGAGAAAAAGAUUCUGGGUUGCAUCUGUACUCCAAUGAUGUGGCCAUGAUAUUGGAUGAUAAUUAUGAAGAUAUAGAAGGCGCUCCCGAUACUCCCCCUGAUAAACAAACAUUAUCACACAACAAUCUAUCUGAUUCAGCACAAAAGACGAAUGGUAGCAAAUUUACUUCUGGGAAGGCUCUUGAAUCAGUUACGCCCUUUGGGACUAGGAAGAACAAGUUUGUCGUGCAAUUCACACUCAAUGAGCAUUCCAUUACACAAACCAUCAAAAUAGAGGAGGACCAUGCAGAUGUUACUGAUGACAUUAUCAAGAGAAUUCAACCCAGCCAAAAGUGUUCCUUGCAAAUUAACAAAUCUCAACCUGAAGUAGGUUGCAGGUUCAUGUAUGAUCGAAUUGAAGACAAGUUCAAUUUCCUGGAAGGUCGGAUAAAAAACAUAGCAGCUGCUUAUGUCUCCUCUGGGUUGUAUGAAGAACCCGUUGACCCUUCUGUUGCUUGCCAGAAAAGCAUUUUCGCCGUUGGUAUGAUCUGUUGUGAGGAAGAAGGGCGCCUCAAGGAGAAGCCUGUUUUGUUGCAAAGCAGCGUUGAGCAUUCUGGAGGACAGCGUGUUCGACUUGACUUGCAAAAGUUAAGUCAGUUUUCUAUUUUCCCAGGCCAGGUUGUGGGCGUAGAAGGGCAUAAUCCUAGUGGACACUGUCUUAUUGCAUCAAAAAUUAUUAAUUUCAUCCCUUGGUCAGUUCCUUCUAGUGACGAAAAUCCAGCCAAAAGACAAACCAUGGAUCACAGUCUAAAGUUAUCCAGACCUUUACAGGAUAAAUCUGAGCUGUCAUUGAUUGUCGCAGCGGGUCCUUUUUCCACGAGUGAUAAUCUGUUAUUUGAACCUCUAACUGAACUCAUAGCCUAUGCACGCCGAAAGCAACCUCAGUUACUUGUCUUGCUAGGGCCAUUUAUCGAUUCUGAUCAUCCAGAGCUCAGGAAAGGAACUGUGAAUCAAACAUUUGAUGAAAUAUUUCGCCUUGAGAUACUGGGAAAGCUUCAAGAUUAUGUGGAGUAUAUGGGUCCUACAGUGCGUGUGAUCCUUAUACCAUCCAUCAAGGAUGCUAAUCAUGAUUUUGUGUUUCCUCAGCCUGCUUUUGACAUUCAUCCCGCAGAUUAUAAUCAUCAGAUACAUAGCAUCUCUAAUCCAGGAACAUUCUGCGGCAAUGAGGUGAAAGUGGCUUGCUGCACAGUGGAUGUAUUAAAACAGUUGAGUGCGGAGGAAAUCAGUCGAAAUCCACAAGGAGGUUCCAAACAGCGUUUGACUAAUCUAGCAAAGCAUGUCUUGAACCAACACAGCUUCUAUCCUCUCUAUCCGCCAGCAGAAGACGUCCCCUUGGAUUUUUCUCUUGGGAAGGAGGCUCUCCAUAUUACAUCAGUUCCAGAUGUACUCGUAUUACCUUCAGAUUUGGCAAAUUUUGUGAAGGUGCUCUCCAUUGGAGAAGAAAAUGAUGGUGAAGAGCAAUUAAAGUGCAUCUGUGUAAAUCCUGGAAGGCUUGCUCGAGGCGAAGGUGGAGGAUUCUUUGUAGAAAUUAACUACAAAGGGAAUCCGGACUCUUCAACUGCUUCCAUCAUCCGAAUAUAGGUUUUUAACCAUGACACCGAGAAGGUGUUCUAUACUAAUCGUAUCUUGAAGCUUCAGUAGCAAAGUCCCACCAAACGAUCAUUCAGUGCGAAAGCUUUUUUACGCCGUCUGUUUCAUUUAUACAUAGGAUUUCACACUAUUAGAUGAUGGUAAGUGUUCAUUCAAGUUCACUGUGGUAUAUAUCAUGAAUCUGCCAGCUAAAUGAUUUAUUCAGAACAGCCGCACUUUGCUUUACAUAAUUGUAGCAAUUUAGUUAUGUAUUAUAUAGAGAAUGGUUUUUAUGCU
This is a messenger RNA of Andrographis paniculata, 2190 nucleotides long. RefSeq lists its product as uncharacterized. Gene Ontology annotation, biological process: DNA replication initiation; DNA replication. The record is from RefSeq and is a predicted model, not a curated record. Gene Ontology annotation, cellular component: alpha DNA polymerase:primase complex. Gene Ontology annotation, molecular function: DNA binding. The transcript has 16 exons. Bases 55 to 1905 code for a protein of 616 amino acids. NCBI's taxonomy places the organism in Eukaryota, Viridiplantae, Streptophyta, Magnoliopsida, Lamiales, Acanthaceae.